Messenger RNA from Exophiala xenobiotica, 1354 nucleotides. RefSeq names its product ornithine carbamoyltransferase. Lineage: Eukaryota; Fungi; Ascomycota; Eurotiomycetes; Chaetothyriales; Herpotrichiellaceae. Gene Ontology annotation, biological process: L-citrulline biosynthetic process. Bases 135 to 1172 code for a protein of 345 amino acids. Gene Ontology annotation, molecular function: amino acid binding; ornithine carbamoyltransferase activity. Gene Ontology annotation, cellular component: mitochondrion. The transcript has a single exon. The record is from RefSeq and is a predicted model, not a curated record.
CAGUUGCGUCCUUUUUUCCUGUGGACGUGACUCAAAAAGCCCCCACACGUUUCGCGCACUUCGUAUAUUGAGGAGUGUCGCAGGCGACGCCUCUCACCUCUUUCACCAUCUUCAACGACUGCUGGUCCUACACAAUGGCAGCUCUUCGCUCCAUCGUCCGACCCAUCCAACAGCCUUCCCGCGCUCUCUCCACAAGUUCCUCCUCCAACCCUCGGCACCUUCUCUCUCUUUCCAAUGUGACGUCCACUGAACUAGCGACCCUCGUCAAUAAUGCUACCUACCACAAGACGCACAGAGCAGACACAUCAUGGCCGCUCCGAGAUGCCCUCUCCGGCCAAACCAUCGCGCUCCUCUUCUCCAAACUCUCAACGCGGACGCGAGUAUCCACCGAAGGCGCUGUGGCUUCGAUGGGCGGACAUCCUAUGUUCUUAGGCAAAAACGACAUACAACUGGGCGUCAAUGAAUCACUAUACGACACAUCGGUCGUGAUAUCGAGUAUGGUGUCGUCCAUCGUUGCACGAGUCGGACCUCACGCGGAUAUUGCAAACUUGGCCAAAGACUCGUCCGUGCCUGUCAUCAACGCGCUAUGCGACACAUACCACCCUAUGCAGAUCAUCGCCGACUUUGCGACGCUGACGCAGACCUUCAAGCAGCCAGCCGAGAAACUGAAAGGGUUGAAGAUCGCUUGGGUGGGGGAUGCCAACAACGUCCUAUUUGACAUGUGCAUUGGCGCGAAAAAGUUGGGGAUUGACAUGGCAGUUGCUACACCCAAGGGCUACGAGAUCCCUGGGAAGAUGAAGCAAGAAAUCAAGGAUACUGAGGGCCAAGGUACUUUGUCCGAGACAAAUCAGCCUGAAGAGGCCGUCAAGUCCUGCGACAUCAUCGUCACGGAUACGUGGAUCUCGAUGGGGCAGGAGGAAGAGAAGGCGAAACGGCUGAAGGAAUUUGAGGGCUUCCAAGUCACGGAAGAAAUGGCCCGCCGAGGAGGAGCUGGCAAGGAGUGGAAGUUCAUGCACUGUCUGCCCCGGCAUGCCGAGGAAGUUAGCGAUGAGGUGUUCUAUGGCAAGAGGUCUUUGGUUUUCCCGGAGGCGCAAAAUCGAUUAUGGUCUGCGAUUGCCACUCUAGAAGGUUUCGUGGCGAACAAGGGAGUGAUACGGCAGGCUGAAAAGUAAAGGUGUGGCGGGUUUAUUUCCCGUCUCUUGAAGAGAAAUGGUGGAAGAAACGAGAAUUGAACAAGGCGAAGUCAACAGGCGGAGAAGUAGAUACCCAUAUAUCAGAAGAUGACGUGCUGAAAAGAGAUGAAUUCCGCGGGUGUCAAUCCGCUGACGAAGAAAAUGAAGUGCGAAUGGUACAG